AGAUAUAAGGUGGUGAUGGGUGUGUUCACUUUAACAUAGAAUAACAGAAACUCAAGUAGCAGAGGAAAUAGAGAAAGAAAGAGCGAGCUCGAGGCAUGACUUGUAAAAUUUUAGCUGAUCAUAAGCCUCAUGCAGUAUGUCUCCCUGCCCCAGCUCAAAGCCACAUAAAGUCAAUGCUUAAACUAGCAAAACUACUACAUUACAAAGGUUUUCACAUUACCUUUGUCAAUACUGAGUUUAACCAUAAACGCUUACUUAAAUCUAGAGGAUCUGAUUCCCUGAAAGGUUUGCCCGACUUUCAGUUCGAAUCCAUUCCUGAUGGCCUCCCUCCCUCGGAUGAGAAUGCCACCCAAGAUUUGCCUGGACUUUGUGAAGCUGCUAGGAAGAACUUGUUGGCGCCAUUUAAUGACCUGCUAGACAAGCUGAAUGACACAGCAUCACCUGAUGUUCCCCCGGUGACUUGCAUCGUCUCUGAUGGUUUCAUGCCAGUCGCUAUCGAUGCUGCAGCGAAGCGCAAAAUUCCUAUUGCGUUGUUCUUUACUAUCUCUGCUUGCAGCUUCAUGGGGUUUAAACAAUUUCAAGCACUCAAAGAAAAAGGUCUUGCACCACUAAAAGACGCGAGCUUUUUAACAGAUGGCUAUCUAGACAGAGUAGUAGACUGGAUUCCAGGAAUGAAAGAUAUACGAUUGAGGGAUCUUCCAAGUUUUAUGCGCACAACAGAUCCAAAUGACUGUCUGUUUAACUUCUCCAUGGAAUCUGUUGGGAGAUCUCCUUCAGGUUCUGCAGUCAUUUUCCAUACUUUCGAUUCUUUGGAGCAAGAAGUCCUGACUUCCCUUUACUCUAUGUUUCCUCGUGUCUACACAAUCGGUCCACUUCAAUUACUUCUCAAUCAAAUUCAAGAAGAUGAUCUAAAUUCUAUUGAUUGUAACCUAUGGAAAGAAGAAGUUGAGUGUCUCCAAUGGCUUGAUUCCAAGAAACCCAACUCCGUAAUUUAUGUGAAUUUUGGUAGCGUAGCAGUGGCUACAAAAGAGCAGCUCGUUGAAUUUGGAAUGGGACUUUCUAAGAGUGGUCACCCGUUUUUAUGGAUAAUACGACCUGACAUGAUCACCGGCCACUCCGCGAUAUUGCCACCAGAAUUCACUGAAGAAACAAAAGAAAGGGGCUUUAUUUGUAGUUGGUGUCCACAAGAGGAGGUUCUCAACCACCCAUCUAUUGGAGGUUUUCUAACACAUUGUGGUUGGGGUUCCACAAUUGAGAGCAUUUCUUCUGGCGUGACUAUGCUUUGUUGGCCGUCCUUCGGUGAUCAGCAAACAAACUGUCGGUAUACAUGCAAUGAGUGGGCAAUUGGAAUGGAGAUUGAUAGCAAUGUGACGAGAGAAAAUGUGGAAAAACAAGUGAGAGAGCUGAUGGAAGGAGAAGAAGGUAAGAAAAUGAAGAAGAAAGUCAUGGAGUGGAAGAGGUUAGCUCUCGAGGCCACUCGUCCAAGUGGUUCAUCAUCCAUGAAUUUAGACAAGUUGGUGACAGAAGUGCUCUUGUCAAGAAAUCAAACUUAUGACGUAUAACAAGAAAACAAUUGAAGCUCAAGACAAGACAGAGAGAUACCUUUAUUCCUUUGUUGUUUCCUAAAGUUAUUGUGGUGGAUAUAUUUCCAAUUAAUAUCUCAUGUAUUCUGCGAUUAAAUAUCAUCCAUAGGCCAAUUGGCCCCAGUGGUUCAUCAUCCAUCGAUCUAGACAAGUUGGUGAUGGAAGUGCUCUUGUCAUGAAAUAAAAACCGUGUCUUUAUUGAAAGAUAAAUAAAGCUCAAGACAAAUGUAUUGCUUCCAAGGUCAUUAGUGUCGGUGCUGAGGAGAUGUUUGCCUAUAUUGUUUUGCUUUGCAUUGAUCGGUGCUGGUUGUGAUGGAUGAGGUAACAACUGAAAAAUUAGUUUUGUUGACAAUUAUUGUACCAUGUCAAGACUUCUUUUUGCUGGUCUAGACUGAUGUAACUGGUCAUUUAAUUCUAUCAUCAAUUGUUGGUAGUUUCCUUCAA
This is a messenger RNA of Populus nigra (black poplar), 2027 nucleotides long. Its product is annotated as 7-deoxyloganetin glucosyltransferase-like. The coding region runs from base 96 to 1562 and encodes 488 amino acids. Gene Ontology annotation, molecular function: UDP-glycosyltransferase activity. The transcript has 2 exons. Lineage: Eukaryota; Viridiplantae; Streptophyta; Magnoliopsida; Malpighiales; Salicaceae. The record is from RefSeq and is a predicted model, not a curated record.